AUGCCAGCGCUUCCUUCAUUUGCUUCCGGCUUAGCAAACAGUCUCGUGCAUCGUGCUACCCUUGCAUCGCCCCCUAAUGCGACGGGGAUUGACCCAGUCCUUGAAGUUGUAUGCGCCUGGCCAGUCUCCGGCCAGUAUGGACCGGGCACCCGCGUCUUAUAUUACGCCUUGAUUGCAGCUUGUGUGGUCGCUCGGAAGGUGGAGUUUAUACGGAGCGCCUGUCUGGCUGCUGUGCUACUUUUCCCCGCUGUCGCCGCUAUACAUGGGAUUGUUCUAGCAGUGCUUCACGUUGAUGGAGCCGUCGACAUGGACGUCUACGGAGCUUUCCAAUUAUGCGCAAUAGGCAUCCUAACAGCCCCAGCAACAGUCCGCCUAUCCACGACCUAUUUCAACAAUCCAGGUCGGGAUUUGAUCUUCUUAUGGACGGUACUUCUUCUCGCCGGGCUGCUAAGCCUAAUCGUGGAAUUUAUGCGCCUCAAAUCCGUCGUCUGUCCUAUAAACGAGCAGGGUGGAAUCGAGUGGACAAGAACAAACAAAUUCCCUUAUGGAGAAUCUUGCGGCAUGCGAUGCACUCCAGAAGAUGGUCCAAUUUCACGGUUGCGUCAAGGUUCCGCCGACAAUAUAUAUGUCGUGCCGACGCCUUCUCAAUUGACGUUCAAUACCACGACCCUUCUCGCCGCCGGGUGCUGUGUCCCAGCCAUCCUGCAAUUGGUUUCCAUGUGGAUUAAGAUCAUGGAUGCUAACUGGGAGAAAUUCUCUCGCGGGGAGAAGAAGAAGAAGCCCGAGGAGCCAAUCGAAGGUACCAAUGGGGCUACUCUCAGUCAUAUGACGGGCAUUACGGAGAAGAUCCGCAGCUGGCUGGCUCUCAUUGAAAUUCCCGUCUUUGCUGCAGCCGUCUUGUUCAUUCUUGUCAAGGGGGAAAUGAACUUUUGGAGUUGGCCGGUGUAUUACCAGACAGAGCGGAUAGCGAGUAUAGGCCAAUGGGCACCCAUAGUCGGUACAGGUCUCGCCGUCUUCGGAUCUCUAUACCUCCUCAUCUCAGCCGAAAUCGCCGCAGAAGGAAACGACGACAACCCAAACGAAACCCAAAACCCCCAAAUGAUAAUAACAACAACAACAUGCGCCAAAUGCCAAAGCUGCGCCAUAUCAUCCGACACAGAGUCCAACAAUGAAUCCAGACGAAAUUCAGAAACAGCCACAAACACCAACACAGAAACCCAAGGCCAAGUCCUAUCCCAAGCCCCCUCACCCUCACCACCACCCUCAACAACCACCCCAAUCCGAACAUCAACCGUCCAAACAACCCUAACAACCCAAACAGACGUCGGAAACCGACGAAAAGUAGCCCGCUUCUUCAAUGCCCUCAGCACAGCAAUAACAACCAAAGCCGCCAAACAAACCGAAAAAUCAGGCUUCAACCAAGACGAACGAACAACCUACCCAACAACACCAGGCGAGAACCUGCGGAACCCGAAACUAGCGGAGGAUAUAAGUAUCUACAAUAAAUACCCGCCAUCAAUGGAUGGACGGUCCAGAGCGGGUAGUUUUAUAAGUGUUAGUCGGGACUCUGAUAACGGCGAAGGGAGUUCACGGAUAGCACGGAGUCGCAGUCCAGCUCGUCAUUCCUCUUUACCUGGCCAAAUGCAUCCUCCACCGCGUGCAGCGACAAGACCGUCGCAUUCGAAUUCGGAGCCUGGGGGUGGUCUCUUCGGGUCUAGCUCUGGAUCUUAUCUGGGCAGUCCGGGAUUGGCGAUCAGUGAGUGGCAGAUGGGGUUGAGCCCUGUUUCUGUUACGCCUGAGGGUAGGAGUCGGGGGACUUCUAUUUCCGAUGGGAGUCCGAGUCCUACCUCGACCCUUAUGUCUGGGGCGCAGGCUGUCCCGAGAAUUCAUGUUUCUAGUCAUGGGGGUCCUUGA
Penicillium antarcticum is the source of this 1914-nucleotide messenger RNA. RefSeq lists its product as uncharacterized. Bases 1 to 1914 code for a protein of 637 amino acids. The record is from RefSeq and is a predicted model, not a curated record. The transcript has 4 exons. Lineage: Eukaryota; Fungi; Ascomycota; Eurotiomycetes; Eurotiales; Aspergillaceae.